Molecule: messenger RNA, 2082 nt
Organism: Botrytis porri
Lineage: Eukaryota; Fungi; Ascomycota; Leotiomycetes; Helotiales; Sclerotiniaceae
Exons: 5
Coding region: 1-2082 (693 amino acids)
Biological process (GO): protein phosphorylation
Cellular component (GO): cytoplasm
Molecular function (GO): protein serine/threonine kinase activity; ATP binding
Source: RefSeq, a predicted model, not a curated record
AUGAAUAUCGAUCCAGCCAUGGAAGAGGCCGAGAGGUAUCUCAAACAGAGCGAAGGCUGGGCGCCAGUACACAUCGGUGAAGACUGGGUUGGCGUCAAGCGUCUGGGUGGUGGUUCUUAUGGCAUAGCAACUCUGUUUGAAUAUCGAGGAAAUGAUCUAAAAGUAUCGCCGCGGCAACUAGUGGUUAAACAGGAAGGAGGCCCGGGUUUGAAUUUGAAACAGGAGAGUAGGAUGGUACAAAGUCUUAUGAAGUACGACAGUGACCAUAUCAUCAAGAUAUAUAAGGCUUAUCAUCGCACUAUGGGCAUGGGGACAAACGACGCUAUGGACCGGGCUAUUAUGGGUUAUGCUAGGUGGCUGCACACUGAAAAGGAGAUCGACGCCAAUAUUAAGGUACAACUCAGGCGAAAAUAUGAUGUAUCAAGAAUUUAUCUAGAAUUUGCAUCUGUAGGGGACCUAGGAAGUUGGAUGUUCGAAAACUGCAAUGAUCAGCGCCCUCCAGAGGAAUACAUUUUUAGAAUAUGGGAAUGUUUGUUGAAGGCACUGAUGGUUUUGAAAUAUGGGACAGAGAAUCCACAUGAUACAAUGUUUGAGGGACCGCCAGAGGAUCUCCAGCAUAAACCAAUUGCGCAUUUUGAUAUCAAGGGGCCAAAUAGUAAAAUCGGCGAUAAUCCUCGACCAGGCCAUGAACGUAUAUCAGUUCACAAGCUUGCCGAUUUCGGGCUCGCACUUGAAGUUCCUGACGCCGAAGCAUUGAGAAGGAGUGCUUCCAAACGGCGAGCAUGGCUCAAGAUAGCUCAAGGACGCAACACCUACUACGCACCUGAACAAUUUUUGGUCAGCAAUCCAAACCGCGUAAUAGGCACCUCAACCGACGUGUGGAAUGUUGCAAAUGUUAUUUACCAAUGCCUAGUAAAUAACAAUGCCGUGCCCGACAAUGAAUUCUUCGAGACAGGAGUCGAUCCCGAGCCUUCUGAGAUAUUCCUAACCAUGGGGCCAUGGCUCUUGCAUCCCGAACUAGAAGUUUAUAGUAGGCGAUUGAGGGGGUUGAUUUUGAAGUCUUUAUCAUUUUAUCCCACAGACCGUCCGGAUGUACGGGAUUUACUCGUACAGGUACAAGAAUCUGUGGAUUUUUGGAAUUUUGGCGAAAUCCAUGACUUGUUCUUGGAUGGCAUUUAUGGCGGCGAAUAUGGGUGGGAUGAAAUAUAUCCGGACGCUACUCGGGGGUCGAAAAAGGAUCAAGGUAUGAAGGUACUCAAGUUGCAAAAGGAGAAGCAGCCACGCAAACCAGACUACAGUAAUCCAAGGUGGUGGAGAUCGGCCGAAGAUGAAUACGAUUACGAUGAUUAUGAACUUUUAUUUCCGACUCGCAAGGCGCUUCAAAUGGGGUAUAGAGAAAUGCCGUUCAAACUGGGAAGACCGAUACGCAACCCGAUGUUCCCUGAUUGGAGAGCAGUCGGACUAGAUGGAAGGCCGGUGCGAGAUUCUGUAGGGCCAGCCUUUGAUGACCUAGAGGAUGACGCGGAAGAUGAUGCAGAUGAUCCGGAAGUUGAUGCAGUCGACCCAGAAGAUGAUCUAGAAGAUCCAGAAUACAUUCCAAAGGUAGGAGGUCCACGCGCCUACAACGAUGGGAAAGGAAAGGGAAGACUAGAACCAAGAUUCCAACGGGCCCUGAACAUCGAGCGGGGCGUAAAAAGAAUGCGCACACCCGAGGAAGAAGAAGCUCGUCCCUGGAUCAAGACCCCCGCUCCUGUCAGAAUCGGCCGCAAAGCACGAGUUCGAAAAGCUCCAGCCCGAAAAAUCAAACGCCGUAUAGCCCCGCCAGCUAAACACCUUCGUGUAGCGCCUUUCCACGAUGCAAAGAGACAACGAGUAGCGGGUCCUAACUCUCCGCAGUAUUAUGGAAAGGAAUAUAGAGUCGGUACUGCGGGGAAAGUGAUGGUUCGGCGUAAGGGACCUUCGUCUGGAUCGGGAGGAAUAGAGGUGGAGAGGAGUACGCCGUGGGCUUUGAAUCGACCGACUCCGAAAAGGCGUAAGGCUAAAAGGGGACAAGAUGACUAUGAUAUGUACUAUAAUGAAUGA